Messenger RNA from Heterobasidion irregulare TC 32-1, 1836 nucleotides. RefSeq lists its product as uncharacterized. NCBI's taxonomy places the organism in Eukaryota, Fungi, Basidiomycota, Agaricomycetes, Russulales, Bondarzewiaceae. The record is from RefSeq and is a predicted model, not a curated record. Bases 1 to 1836 code for a protein of 611 amino acids. The transcript is spliced from 4 exons.
AUGCAACGUGCAGCUUUGCCCCGUUUUCCCAUCAAGCUCGGUGAUGAAACCUUUGACAGAGUGUACAAUUACAUUACGAAGGAUCUCAAUUACAGUGGGCCACUUGGCCUCAGUUGCGACAAUACAAAGCUGCUUAGUACACUGCGCACGUACUGGGAUGCGCAGGCCGAGUGCUUUUUCUUGGUUGGCCAUACUGGUGAGCCAAUCCCUAUUGCUGACACUGCCAAACUUGAAGCAUUGCUGAAGUCUGAGACGCUGGAAAAAGCGACCAAGGUCCGUGUCUGGUGUGUUCAAAUACCGAUGCCCAAAGCUAGCUCAAUUGUCGCACAUGUCAUGGCCAUACCAAAUUCUCUCUCUGCCGAAAACCUUCAAAUUUACUCAGACAGAAUCAUUUGUGGUCUUGAUGAUAACGCAGUGUAUCAAUUAUUCUCAGCAUCAUCCCUCAAGUAUUUGUCAACCCACUUUCCCGACCAUAUAGGCGAGAUCAUCUAUCUCUUCAUAUUUGGAGAGCUCAUAGACACCUACCAGAAUCGUAGCAUCAGUCACAUUGCUCGCAUCAAGAUGGUCUUGCGUAUACGUUAUUUUGUGGACAUCUGGAGUUUAUUUAUCGACCAGGUUGGAUAUGUCAAAUCCAAGCAUUUUAUCUCCCAUGAGGCCACCAAUAUCAUUUGCAUCAUUAUCGAGGGGCUCCUUGGCCUCAUCUUUGUUCAUAGAGAUCACAUGGGCGAUGAACGCUACCCUCUGCUUCCCUGGAUACAUUCCAGUGAAGUCUGCGAGCACGUAUUUGCAGAGUGCCGGAAACUAGUCAAGGAUUUUGCAUUUACAGACCUGAUACAGAUGAUGCCCCGUCUACAUGUAAGUAUCCGAGCUGCAGUCCUCCUCAACGUCACGACAGACCCAAAAGCCCGUGUGGCCGGCUACGCUCACACCUACUUCGACUCUCAUGGGAUCAAUCUCGGACUUCUAGCAUGCUUCCCUCUGGAUGGGGAGAUCAAGUCAAUCGCUCAAGAUGCCUGGGGGGAAGCCGCAAAUCUGUUCAGUAUCCUUGGGGUCUCACCGUCCGACUUCCUUUCAGCUUCCACUUCCCAUCCAACCCUCCCGAGUAUUGAUUUGUGGUACGCACCGGGAUUGGAUCCACUGGCAGACACCAACUUGAGCGACGUUGAUGCCUCUGAUGAUGAAAGAAAAGAAGGUGAUAGUGACAUGGGUGACGCUGAUGAACUGGACAAGUCGGUCAAAGCAUUACCUGAUUCAGGCAUCUGUAGGCAUGCAGUGGACAAGCGUUUGUUUAAUUUGGAGUGCGCUGCCGUUGCUGUGAACCUAGAAGACCUGGUUCGUUUACGAGAGUAUUGCCAGGAGCUUCCACCAGAAGAACAUGAGGCAAACCUUGAGAAAGACCGCCUUCAUCUUUUGGCAGCACUCCGGAUUGCACAGCUCCCUCCCAUUGAUGUACCUCCUAAACCUUGUCAUGCAUUCGAUUUCCAUUAUUCCUUAGUCGACAACCUCAAUUUCACCACAAUCAUUGACAUUCAACGAGUGCAUCAGACAUGUCGCGCAGCUCAGGGUGUCCGCAAGAAUGCUGUCCUGGAGGUGUCAUCCUCCGGCAGUGAGAAAGUGGCCAAAGAGACUCUACAGAGGCAGAUUAUCCGCGAGAUGCAAGGCCUUCUCUUACAGCAGGAAGACAGGGGAAUUGGAAGUGGUCUUGAGCGCAAGGAAAGGUGGAAGGCUUUAGCGUCCAGAGGUCUCUCCAGCGGGAACUCAGCGAAUGCGGCACUUGCGGCUGCUCAACGUGCAGAAGUUGUACGUACAUCUGGAAAAACCUCCUCUUUUAAUUAG